Molecule: messenger RNA, 3182 nt
Organism: Rhododendron vialii
Lineage: Eukaryota; Viridiplantae; Streptophyta; Magnoliopsida; Ericales; Ericaceae
Exons: 14
Coding region: 3-2144 (713 amino acids)
Source: RefSeq, a predicted model, not a curated record
UAAUGACUUUCUCUCUCUCUCUCUCUCUCUCUCUCUCUCAAAGACUGAACCCCGCCGGGAAAGAAAAACACUCGCCGGGGAAAAUGCAUCAUGUCGCCGCACACUCGAAGCUGUGCCGUCUAAUCGACGAGUCUCUCCGUCCUUUCGCCUAUUUGCAGGAGGAGGAAUUGGCCAAAGAGAUCGAGAAAGACCUUCUCAUCGUUCUUUCUCAGUUCUUUCGGCAAAUCCAGCAGUGGAUACAUGAACUUGAUGAGGAUUCCAACGACAAUGUUGUGGUGGUGAACGUAGCAGCUUCUGACCACGAAACUUCACUUCGUCACGAUCAUGACUGCUUGCCUAAGCUCAUUGGUGACUUGAUACUUUUCCUAUCUUUUGAGAGUCAAUUUGUUCAACAUUUGGCCGGAAACAUUCUUGUAGCCAUCUUUGACUACAUGGUGGCAUCUGGAGGCAAUUGGGGUGAAUUUAUGCGAUCCUUGUGCGUUUGCUUGGAGUUGGCAAUUUCUAAUGCUCUUUUGCAUUCUUUGGAGCAUCCAACUACUAAAGCCCUGGUUUCAAAUCGCGAUUCAUCAAGUGCCAUUAUUUCCUUGACGUCAAAACUUACAAAAGCUAAUUGGUCUUCAGUGGCUUGUGUUGGUCGGGUUUUACGCAAUAUGUUGAAACAUUUGAAGGAGGACCUUGAUGACCAGCUUCUUGAAGUGUACUUGAAUUCAAUCAGUUCUUGUCUUCCAAAUUUGCCUUGGAAGUCAUUGGAUCAGCUUCACAAUGAUCAGAAUUGUGAGGCUGUUAAAAUAUCUAAUGGGAAUUUUUACUCUAGAGUUGGGCAACUAGAUUCAACACUCCUGUUUCGUGGUACUCUUGUUCAGAUUUUCUGUUCCUUGGUUAAUUCACGUGUGUGGAUGGAAGCUGUUGGUGUGACCUUAAAUACGCAUCCUAUUAUUUGUGAAAUCAGCAACCUCAUUCCCAGACUUUUAGCCUGGUGUCUUGGUCAUGGAGAUCGAAACAAUAUGGGCAUGUCUGAGUACUUUAGACACAAGAUGUUGGUGUUAAUGAUCAGGCUUAGUUUCCAGCUCCAUUUGGAGUAUUCUCUUCUUGUUUCGUGGUUGCACCUUAUCCACAAGUACUUCAAUGAUCUUUUAGUGCUACAAAUGACUCAGCUGGCGUCUGAUCAAGACAGUCUAGAAGGCUCCCCAUUUUUAUCAAGUGUUUCUCAUGCCGGAAUGUGUAGUAGGACACCCAGCCAUUUACAAAGGCUAGCUCUUUUCCUUUUCCUGAGGUGUUCGCUCUGUUUGGUCAGCAUGAGAGACAAAAGUGCUGAAGAGUGUCAUUGUGCACAUAUGAAGCUCUGCAUGGUUUCUGACCUCGAGUGUUGCAGUAGAAAGACAGGCUUAUCUGAGCUUUAUUGGUGGCUUCAAGGGCACCUUCCGGCCGAAAUGUUUGUAGUGUGUGAAUCCUAUUAUAGUAGAUGCACUAACUUUUCCUUAUCCUUCCUCAGGCUAUUCAUUCACGAGGAUGAUAUCCUAUUUGAAGUGCUCUUGCAACUGUUUUGUGUGCCUCUCUUCGCCAAGCAACGAAUCUGCCAAGACAGGUGUGCUUUUGAGGAGAUGAAAGAUGACAUGCUUUUCCAUGUCUCGAACCUUUUCAACCCCAUACAUCUAUUCCAUCUGUUUCUUGCAGAGUUACACUAUGAUCAUGAAGUGCUUCUUGAUUACCUUAUUUCAAAAGAUACAGGAGCCAAUUCUGCUGAAUAUCUUUUGAGGUCCUUGCGUGGUGUGUGUGACUCGUGGUAUGUUUUUGUGGAAUUUUCUACGGAAGAGGGAAUCGUUAACAUGACAGAUGUAUAUAAGUUAUCUGCCAAGAAAAGAAAAGUUGUUGCAGAUGAAUCAGAGAUUCUGGGACAUCUACCCUCUUCAUCAGUCAAAAGCAAUGGGAUUCUUUCUCCUGGAAAGGAACGGCUGAAGGAUCUUAUGAAUGGUAGCAAGCACUAUAGAACAAAGAAGCUACCAUUUGAGAAUGCCAAGGAUUGUUUGCUUUCAUUGAAAAAAUCUGUGCAGAGUCUCCAUAAAAAACAUCUGUUCCCAUAUAAUCCAGAGGUGCUUCUGCAAAGGUUAAUGAGAUUUCAGGAGCUGUGUCGAGGUGUGGAGUAACUUUCAAUUUGGAGAAGAUAAUACCUUGAGACCCGUCACUUCUUGCCAAUACACAGUUUCUCUUGGUGAUAGCUCCUCUGAAUUAUGACCGGCCUUUUGACAAAGAAGUUAUUUCUUAUGGCGCCUUGGAAUUCAUAUGGAGCUGUGGUUUCCAGAAAUUAAAUGGAUUUGCUUGUUUUAUGGUCAGCUGACGUACAAUUCAUCAUGGAGCUAAUGUUCUUCCCCCAAGUUCUUUUAAUGCAAGUUAUAUCAGCUGAUUGCGCUCUCUCCGCCCAAAGUACUGCCAAAAAAUCAAAGACGAUGCAUAUGGAGUGGUGCCGGAACACAUAUUGAUUGGUUAUAUAUCCACCAACUGGUAUAAUAAGAGAAUUGCUCAACUUAAGACGUGGCUUGCUCUUUGGCCAAUACUUCCGAAAAUGCCCCCUGAUUGGUGGAGGCUGUGAUUUGAGUUUAGGGAUAUUUGUCAUUUUGUCAGUUUUGGCGUGGUCCAGAGGCACCAUUCAUGUUAUUUUCAAAUUACUUUAACGGGUUUUCGGACUUUUGAUGUUUUCCUUAUGUGUCCUCUUUUUUACUCACUAUUUUGUCCUUUUAUGCUCCUUUAUUAGAGGACUAUUUGGUAAAAUCGUCUGCCCAUAUCAUUGUUCAUUAAUGACUCUCUGGUACUUUCCUACCUACUCUAUGUACUACUUUCCUUACUCAAGAAGCAAACACCACUUUUGUGAGAGAGAAAGAGAGAGCGGAUUGUGGUGAGCUCACGCAAAGAGGGACAAUGGUGUUCUACUUCAAAGUCCGACCCGAGGCUGGCGACUACACCAUCUUCAUGGGCCUCAACAAGUUCAAGAAUGAGGAGCUCAUCAAAUACGGUUUCCUCAAAGACAUCCGGUAUACAUAUAAAUGUAUAUAUUUAUCUCUCUACACUUGUGUAUUUUUAAUUUAAUACCUGAAUUGAUUGGUUAUUAGUUGUCAAAUUGAGCAUAUGUCGAAUCUUGGGAAGGUGAAUCUUGGUACUAGACUCUAUAAAGGAUUGAUUUAGGGCUA